This is a messenger RNA of Formica exsecta, 2539 nucleotides long. Its product is annotated as proto-oncogene tyrosine-protein kinase ROS-like. Gene Ontology annotation, cellular component: signaling receptor complex. Gene Ontology annotation, molecular function: ATP binding; transmembrane receptor protein tyrosine kinase activity; protein binding. The transcript is spliced from 5 exons. The record is from RefSeq and is a predicted model, not a curated record. NCBI's taxonomy places the organism in Eukaryota, Metazoa, Arthropoda, Insecta, Hymenoptera, Formicidae. The annotation marks the transcript as partial. Gene Ontology annotation, biological process: cell surface receptor protein tyrosine kinase signaling pathway; multicellular organism development; positive regulation of kinase activity.
AACUUUAUAUUGGACAAAUUACUCUAGAGAAUAUCAGAUAAUACAAUCAGAUCUUGAUGGAAAAAACUCUCGAAGUAUUCUGCAUUCUGAAUAUAAGAGGUGGUUACUCCAUACAUCAAAUUUAUUAGAUGUAAAAAUUGACGAUAUGAAUAUAACAAAGAAGCCGCUAGUUUAUUUGCUACACCACUAUUCUUUGAUUGUGACAGACAUUAACGUUUUUAUGUACAAUUUAAUUUUAAAUUCGACAAGAUUUAAUUAUCCAGUCGAUGAGAUUAAGGACAAUAUCAUAUUUUUCAAAUUUUUUACAAUUGACAAGACAAACAUUUACAUUUCUGCAACUCCGAACAUUAUACUUGUUUUGGAGAAAAAGUAUGCACUUCUCGAGAGCGCAGACGCAUUCAACCACACCAAACAGAUAAAAGCAUCUUCCUUGUGGAUUAAUGACUUGUAUGCUUUCGGUAAACCUUUGCAAUCGUAUCCUCCGAACAGAUGUCUGACACCUGACGAAAAAGUUUACAACGAAUUGAUGUACACAAUAACGACGAACAGCAUUAUCGUAAAUCUUCCGGAGCUUAUCCCCAAGAGUGGAUGCAAAAACAACUUACCUGCCACUUUAUAUACCAUCAACAUCAUAAGCUAUUGUUUGGACAAGAAGCUUAACAAGUUCGAUAAUUUCACCGUACAGACGUACGAGCGAUAUUACGAGAUUCAGAAUUUAACGCCGUUUACAGAGUACAAGUUACUGCUAGUAACAAGCAAUUUCUAUUUUGAUCGGUUAUCAAUGGACCCGUUAAUCGGCUCGGAAGUGAUACUAAGAACUAAACCGAGUAAGCUCGACGCACCGGAAGAUGUGAUAGUUCAGGCUCUGACCCCUACUAUAGCGGCAGUUUAUUGGAUGCCAAUCAAGAAAUUAAACUGCGCGUUCGUGAUGUACAAAAUAUACUGGACGUUAAUUACCAACAGUACGCGAGAAACAAGACAGUCCUUAAUUAUCAAUAAAACCGAGCAUAAAGUAGACAGCAAAUUUUCCAUAAUCGAACCAUUGAUACCAGGACAGAAAUACAGAGUAUAUGUAAGCAUAUAUCCAGGCAACUUCAGCGAAUAUUAUAAUAAUAGUUUGAGCAAAACUUUGUACAUGUAUUCGGAACCAAACAAUAUAACUUUGAACGAGGUUAGCAUAAACGGUAUGAAUAUCUCGUGGAUUCCUAGCGUUAAUUUGACAAUUCAAUACGUAUUGGAAUACAAAAAUGUUGAGAUGCUGGAGUGGCGGAAUGCAAACAACUUUGAGCCGAUUAACGAAGGGAAAGUAAUGUACUAUAUAGAAGAUUUACUACCAGGAACUCGAUACGAGUUUCGUUUGAUACUGAGAUACCCUAAAUACGAGAAAGACUUUACAUGGCCAUCUGAUGGAAGAUUUACUUUUUCAACACUGACAAGUGAUAUUUUGAGCACUCCUGGAAUAUCGGUUAUGCAAUAUUGCCUAUCAUUCACCGUAAGCUUUGUCGCUACAGUUACUGUAAUCUGCGUCUGCUACUUUUACUAUUUGUAUCGAGAACGCAAAAAAAGUAACGAGCAAAUUUUGCCUCCGAUAAUGACCAACAUCGAAUUAGAGACUUUACAUGAGAUACCUAACGUUCCUAAUGUUCAAUUCAACUUAUACAGUCCUAUGUUGGAAUAUAAUUCGGAUAAAUAUGCACUGACCAAAAUCAAACGUGAGGAAAUCAAACUAGAAAAACUUUUAGACAGAGGCGGAUUCGUUAAGAUAUUUCAAGGAAAAGUAAAGAAUUUAGAAAAACCGGGCAUAGAGAUAUCCGCUGCCAUAAAAAUGCUUCGAAAAAAUGCUUCUUUGCAAGAGAAAAAAAGGUUUUUAGAAGAAGCGAGGCUUAUGAAUCAUUUUCGACAUAAACAUGUGCUAAGAUUGCUGGCCGUCUGCUUAGAUAAAGAUUCUCCUUCGAUCGUUUUGGAAUUAAUGGAAAUUGAUCUGCUACAAUAUUUGAGAGAUAGUCAAAAAUUGCAACCGUCAGAUUCGCACGCUCUGCGUUUGCAAGAUUUAUUCGCCAUGUGCGAAGAUGUUGCGCGAGGUUGUUGCUACCUGGAAGAUCUGCGUGUCGUUCAUAGAAAUCUAACGUGUCGUAGUUGCUUAGUAUCCGCGAGAGAUCGCGAGAACCGUGUCGUCAAAAUCGGCGGUUUUGCACUAGCUAGAGAUGUUUCUAAAAAAGACUAUUACCGCUUGGUGGGAAUGGAUUGUCUUCCUAUUCGUUGGAUGGCACCGGAAUCUUUGGUGGUCGGAAUAUUUACUUCCCAAAGCGACGUUUGGUCAUUCGGGGUUCUAAUGUGGGAAAUUACAUCGUUGGGUGAGCAUCCCUACACUGACAGGACUAAUCUGGAAGUGAUAGAAUAUGUACGCGCUGGAGGCAGGUUGCCAAAACCUCUCAAUUGUCCACUAGGUUUGUACGAGUUGAUGCUACAUUGCUGGAAUCCAGCGAAUGAUAGACCGAACUUCAAACUUUGUCUCGAAAAUAAAAAAAAAUACAGUUAA